This is a messenger RNA of Mugil cephalus (flathead mullet), 3603 nucleotides long. It is a transcript of the gene ak4, whose product is annotated as adenylate kinase 4. Gene Ontology annotation, molecular function: AMP kinase activity; nucleoside diphosphate kinase activity; ATP binding. Gene Ontology annotation, cellular component: mitochondrion; cytoplasm. The record is from RefSeq and is a predicted model, not a curated record. Gene Ontology annotation, biological process: nucleobase-containing compound metabolic process. The coding region runs from base 375 to 1055 and encodes 226 amino acids. NCBI's taxonomy places the organism in Eukaryota, Metazoa, Chordata, Actinopteri, Mugiliformes, Mugilidae. The transcript is spliced from 5 exons.
UCUGGAUGAUGUGCGCAGAAGAAAAUAGGGCGUUGUGGAGACUCCCUCAUUCAUUCGCACAGAAAAGUCUCCGUCUUAAAGACGUAGACGAGCGUAACGUAUCCAUGACAGAGCUGGUAGAAAGACGUUUUUUGACUUGAUCCGAGAGAAGGAGCGGGACAGACCCCAGUGUCCCAGCGCGGAGAGUGUGGGCUCUGCGUAAAGACUCCAAGUGAUACGCUGACAUUUGGCAGAGCUGCUUCUGUCUUUGUGUUGUUGUUAUUUUCAAGUCCUUGGACCUCGUUGAUCGAUCAACCGAUUAGGAAUUUAAUUAAGGGGUGAUUCGAUUCGAUCCCUUUUUUUGUUGUUGUUUGUUUGUUUUAUUGUUGGAAGCUAUGGCCAAGUUGUUCCGUGCUGCUAUAAUGGGUCCACCAGGAUCAGGUAAAGGCACCAUUUCCAAGAGGAUUGCGCAAAGUUUCGGCCUGCAAUAUCUGUCAAGUGGCCACUACCUACGUGAGAGCAUAACGGCAAACACAGAGGCAGGGGUGCUGGUGAAGAGCUACGUGGAGAGAGGCAUGCUGGUGCCUGACCAUGUGAUGACCAGACUGAUGCUGCCCAAACUGGAAGAGCUGGGCGGCCACAGCUGGCUGCUGGACGGUUUCCCCCGCACGCUGUCGCAGGCUCUGGCCCUGAACAACAUGUAUCAGCUCGACUUGGUCAUCAGCCUCAACAUUCCCUAUGAGACUCUGAAGGACAGACUGAGCGACCGCUGGAUUCAUCCAACCAGCGGCAGAGUCUACAACAUGGGCUUCAACCCGCCCCGAGUGCAGGGUAAGGACGACGUCACAGGGGACCCACUGAUUCAGCAUGACGACGACAAGCCCGAAGCUCUGAUGUCCAGACUGAGACACUACAAAGACGUGGCAAAGCCUGUCAUAGACUUAUACAAGUCUCAAGGAAUCCUGCACUCAUUUUCCGGUACAGAGACAGACCGGAUUUGGCCUUAUAUAAACUCUCUCCUCAGCACCAAGAUGCACACGCAGCCGUCAGACGCCCACCAAACGCAGACACCCUGACAGACGCACUGCUAUGACUGCAAAGAAAGAUCGCAGGAAAGUAGAAGGAGAGCGGGGGGGGGGGGGGUUUCCUUCCUCAACUUCCUCAUUAUGAGUGCAGUUUAGCGAAACAGACAGGGGCACUGAUCAGCACGUUUGCGAUUAAAUCACUAGCUGUUUGCUUUUUCAGUCUAAUGGUAGUGUGUAAAUAUUUCCAGAGCUUUAUACUGAAGAUUGUGGCCAAGUCCACGUUAUUGUAGUGACUGUUUCCAGGCAAUAUCACAAUUAAACAUUUGUUUUUACAAAUCAUAGGCACAUAUCAUCAUGUUACUCUUUAUACAUUUGACUUUCUAUUGUGAGUUGUUCCAAUCAACACACUAAAGACCAAAAACCAACAAGUUACGGCGAGCCAGAGCAAUAAGGUAAAACACUACGUGUGAACAGGGCGAUAGAUAUGGCCACAUUUAAAAAUAACAAUAAUAAUUUAGUUAAGUGUUCUGACAUUAUAUGUUUAAAUAGGCAAAUUAUAGCCCACUGUAGCCCGACUCAAUCCUUAUGCGAAUCUGGUAAUGCACCAUUAGUAUUACACUAUGGGGUGUGUUUCCACUGAUACAGUCAUAAAAGUAUCUUUGCAUCACUGUUACUGCCUAAAUGUUUUUAACGUUAGGGCAUAAUGAAAAAAACAAAAAAAAAAAACAAAUGGUUGGGCAAGGAAGUUGUUCUGCUUCCAGAAAAAGCAAAUUAUGAGUUAUUAGGAUUGUGUAACUAAAACUGUCCCUGUGGUAGGAACUUAAAUUAAGAUGUAUGGCCCAAAUUAUGAGAAAAAAAAAUAAUACUCUAUAAUUGUUUUUAUUAUUUAUGGAAACAUUUUUCACCAUAUCAACGUGAAACUUCCCCAGUACUUAAUCUUUUUUGACAUGAUUUUUAAACGUGUAAAUUAUGCAUUUCCCCCAUAGAUGUGGGCUAAUUUGAAUAAAUAUGUAUUUUAUUUGUUUUCUCUCCACCUGUCUGAAAGGAGACACGUCAUAAAAGCAAAAACAGACCGAGAUGCCACAGUUCGUUCCUGCAGCAGCUUGCCUUAAACAUGUGAUGCCAAACUCUGCAAUAAUACUACUGAAAAAAAACAACAUAGGAAGUUAAGAUAAUCUGAUAUCUGAUUAAGAAUAUUUUUUUUUUAUUUUUAUAAAUAACAAUAACAAACACAAUCCUAUUAUUGCCCAUAUAACUGUAUGUGUGGAUGUGAAACUCUUUUAUCGUGUAACAGUUUGUUAGAUCCUGGUGACCUUCUGAAAGUGGAGGAGUUGUAGCUUCCGCUGAGUAGAUUACACACACACACACAAAGAAAAGUCAAAUUCAGCCUGGCCAUGGCCGUUACUGACAUUCACCAGAAGUGCUCUUUGAAAAGCAUCGUUUCCUCAAAAACUACAAACCUAGAAUAACGCACAAAUAAGCCAUCUGCCACACAUGAAACCAUUCCAUGAAGCAGUUCAGCAGUGCUUUUAUAUACUAUAUCCAUCAAACAAUGUGCACUGUAUAAACUGCUAUUCUUCACUUUUAUGCUGCAGUGUGGUGGAAGUUUGUAUGCAAAAAAAAAAAAAAAGAGAGAGAGAGAGAAGUUACUGGAAAAAAACACCCAGUCGUUCUCUAUCACUCUGUGGAAGUUAUGACAGCACACGUCUCCAAUGUUGAUGCAUUUCUUUAAACAUAUUACGAGGUUGCCUUGAGAUCUCAAUCUUAAAAAUGUCACGCUGUUUUGUGUUUGCAGUGUUGGUUGAACUAUGAAAUUCUGCUGGAUAAUAGGUCAUGUUUAAUGAUUCUGGUCAGGUCACAUAUGUUGUUUUUUUUUUUUUUUUAAAUGUAUACUGUACAUCCUCAUUGCUGGGGGAACAAUUAUGUAGAUUUUGCUUUGCAGCUUUUUUUUUUUUUUUGUAACAGCUUAUGUUUCAAUCUUUCAAUUUUGAAACGUGUGCAAUAGACUAACCGAGACCAAAUGCAUUUAAUUUUCAGCUCAGUCAAAGAAGCUUUCACAUAGUUUUUACUAGAAUCACUUUAAUGUUAAAAAAAAACAAAAAAAAAAAAACAAAAAAAACAAAUACAUCAUUUCCAAUAUUCACUAAUUCAGGGUUUGGUCAUAGGGAGCAAAUAAGGUUUAUUUUCCACCAUUUGUUUUACAAAGAUUUUCAUUUUCCUUAUUUGGGGUCUGAGUGUUUGUGUUUUACAUUAUAUUGUGAAGCUUUUAUUUUUUAUUUUUGAGAAGACCAAAGUAGAAGAAACCACGAGAGUAUGUUAGAGUCUAUACAUGUUGAUUUGUUAAAGUUGAACCACGUCUGCAGAAUCUGAAGGGAGCAGCUGGUUUACACUGUGGUUUCUGCUGUGUAGGAUUGUAUUCCUGGAUGCUCUGUGUUGUUUAAAUGAAUGUGGGUGUGGUGUACAAGUGUUAAGUUGUACGUGACCACACCGCCCUGCUGUUGUGUUACGCCGCAGUGAUUUUAGUUGUCCUACUUCAUCCCAUGCUGCCCAAACCUGUUACAUUCCAAACACAAUAAAAAAAUAUUUUCGAACUGCAAAA